AAGAACAACACUGCUGCUAAGUUCACAUCAGUAUAUGUUCUGUCAUAAAAAAUAUUUGUAUUUAUGUCAUAAAUUUUAUGAUGUUUGUGCAUUUGUAGCCCCAAACAGGCAACUGAAAAUCUUAGUAGGUACUUAAAGGGUAUUUUUAAUAUACCUACCUAUGAAAAAUUCAGUUUAAUAAAAACGGAAAUAUUUUGUCUUAAAGGCAAAAAAAAUUGUCCAAAUAUAGUAUUUUCAAAAUACAAAUCAAUUCAUGAGUUGAGAACAAAUGGCCUAUGUUUGUACAAUGAGUAGGCAACAUAAUACAUCAAUUCCUGAUUAUGAAUCUGAAGAAGAGACAAAAUAUGUUUUGAAUGAACAUACAUCUGAAAGCAAUAACAAAAGGAUAAAGAUAGACAACAUAAUUGAAGAUAUUUCAGUUGUAACUGGAUCUAAUAUACAUAAAUGCAUCCCUUGGGAACAUCUAGAUUGUAUAAGAACGAUACAAAACCAACAAGCAGAGAUAAUUGAACAAAAUAAAACAAUACAAAAGCGACAAUUAAUAAAGAUUGAACAAAAUAAAACCACACAGAGGCAACUGGCAGUGCUAAUUGAACAAAAUGAAACAAUCAUUGAACAAAACCAAGUAAUUAUAAAUGAAACUUCUCAAUUAAAAGAGAAAGAGGAUAAACAAUUGUCAGAAAAUCUCCUAGAUCCUCCCUCUGGUUUUCCUUUAACAACUUUGGAACAAUUUGAUGAGUUAAAUUCUGAUCUAAAUAUGGAAGGACGUCGUCAAUUGUAUAAAUAUUUAAUUAAUUGUGGGGGAACCACACUAAGGGAGUUUUUAAACCGAGCCCUUAAAAUAAUCAUGACAGAUGAGUUGGUAUGCAAUUUUACCUGGCUUGGGGAUAAGACCAAUCGAGGGUUUGGUAAUACUAAAGUUUCCAAUGUUUUAAAACAAGCAGCCCAAAAAUGCUUGAAAACUAAAGGUCCUCAGGAUAUUGAUCAUUUUAAAAAAGAAAUGUUGGAAGUAUUAAGAGUUUCCAAACAAAGACAUAGAUUGUUUUUGAAAAAAACAUCGGAGACAAACUCGAGAAUAACGAUAACAAAAUUUGAAGAAGUAACCUAUAAUGAGCUCUAUUGAAAUUCUGAUUUUGCGGACUAAGAAUAUUGUAAUUAUUUUUGUACAAAUACAUAUUUAUAUCAUACUGUUAAUAGAUGUCAAUACCGGGAUCCUGUAAAAAAAAUCGAUCCCGAAAAUCCCGGGACAAUAGCCUCAAUCCCGGGACCUUCAUAAUAAGUUAUGAAGAAUUAAAUAUAUUUUGGCAUUAAUUGUUAAUUGUAUUAUUUAACUUUUUGUGGGAUUUUUUAAGUUAAAAAUAAUGGUGUUUGAGUUGCCACAGGUGAUUUUAAAGGAUUUUGGGCGUCUUGCUCUG
Molecule: messenger RNA, 1415 nt
Organism: Brassicogethes aeneus
Lineage: Eukaryota; Metazoa; Arthropoda; Insecta; Coleoptera; Nitidulidae
Source: the annotation of a GenBank genome assembly